ACAGAGAGAGACAGAGAGAGAGAGAGGGGACAUUAUAGAGCGCGUUGCUCCUGUCCCACGCGGGGAGGGGAGAGGAGAGGAGGGAGAGGGAUGGCGGCGGCUGGAGCAGCGGCCGGAGCUAUAGGGACUCUGCCCUCUCUGCCCGAGUCCGACCCCAACCCCUUCCCACCGGGAGCCUUCAAGGAUCCCAAGAGACUGUACUGCAAAAACGGCGGCUACUUCCUCAGGAUCCUUCCCGACGGGAGAGUGGACGGUACCCGCGAGAGGAGCGACACCCGCAUUAAACUUCAGCUACAAGCAGAAACUGUAGGAGUGAUAUCGAUCAAGGGGGUCUGUGCGAACCGUUACCUUGCUAUGAACGAAGAUGGGAAACUGUACGGCUCAAAACAGACGACAGAUGAAUGCUUCUUCCACGAACGGCUGGAGCCAAACAACUACAACACGUAUCGCUCAAAGAAAUAUGACAACUGGUAUGUUGCUCUCAAAAGGUCUGGACAAUACAAGCCUGGACCAAAAACUGGACUGGGACAGAAAGCCAUUCUCUUUCUCCCGAUGUCUGCUAAAUGCUCGUAGUCAUUUGCUUCCAGCCGUCACCUUUUACCUUAAAGAAUCGGAGGAAAUGUGACUUGUUCGGAAACCAAAUUUUUGAUGACUUUUUUUUGCUGCAAAAGCCAUCAAUGUGCAUGGUAUUUUGUCACUACGCUCUCAAAAGUUGUAUUACAGCUAUUUAUCCUGUAAUACACCAACUGUUGUGCAAUAUCACGCUUCU
Messenger RNA from Callorhinchus milii (elephant shark), 769 nucleotides. RefSeq names its product fibroblast growth factor 2 (gene fgf2). The transcript is spliced from 3 exons. The record is from RefSeq and is a predicted model, not a curated record. Gene Ontology annotation, cellular component: cytoplasm. Gene Ontology annotation, biological process: positive regulation of cell population proliferation; animal organ morphogenesis; fibroblast growth factor receptor signaling pathway. Gene Ontology annotation, molecular function: fibroblast growth factor receptor binding; growth factor activity. The coding region runs from base 91 to 573 and encodes 160 amino acids. NCBI's taxonomy places the organism in Eukaryota, Metazoa, Chordata, Chondrichthyes, Chimaeriformes, Callorhinchidae.